Messenger RNA from Ilex paraguariensis (yerba mate), 2055 nucleotides. NCBI's taxonomy places the organism in Eukaryota, Viridiplantae, Streptophyta, Magnoliopsida, Aquifoliales, Aquifoliaceae. The record is from the annotation of a GenBank genome assembly.
CUUUUUGCCUUGUAUAUAUCCUCCUUGUAUCUCAACCUUUCUUCUUUAAACUCCACCAUGGGGAAUUGUCUUCAAUCUUCUCCUAACAAAAGGGAAGCUUUGCCCAUUGACACCAUUUUCAAGCUUCCCUCGUCAAUACCCACUUGGUCAUCAGGUGAUGGGUUUGCAAGUGGAACCAUUGAUUUAGGAGGACUUCAAGUGUGUCAAAUAACAUCAUUCACCGAAGUCUGGACUGCCUAUGAAGGUGGACCAGAUGACCUUGGGGCAACAUUCUUUGAGCCUUCUUCUAUACCAGAUGGGUUUUUCAUGCUUGGUUGCUACAGCCAACCAAACAACGUGCAACUUUCCGGCUGGCUUCUCGCCGGAAAAGAUGUCUCCGGCGAAACUCUGGCGAGGCCAACCGAUUACACACUUUUGUGGAGCAGUGAGUCUCUGAAAAUUUACCGAGCCGGCUUUGGUUAUAUUUGGCUACCAACACCACCGGACGGUUAUAAAGCCGUCGGCCUUGUCGUCACAACCUCGCAGGAGAAACCCUCCGUCGAUAAAAUCCGAUGUGUUCGCUCUGAUCUCACCGAUGAAUGUGAGACCAGCUCAUGGAUUUGGGGCCAACGCACAGAGAGUAACAACAAUGGCUUGAAUGUAUACACAUUAAGGCCCACCAUUAGAGGAACUCAAGCUCAAGGUGUAUCUGUUGGUACAUUUACAGUCCAAAACAGUGAUGAUUCUUCUACAAUUUCUCUCUCUUGCUUGAAGAACAACAACUUCAACUUAUCUUCCAUGCCUAAUCUCAGUCAAAUUCAGUCUCUAGUUCAAGCUUAUUCUCCAUGGAUUUACUUUCAUCCUAAAGAAACUUACCUACCCUCUUCUGUGAACUGGUAUUUUAACAAUGGUGCACUGCUAUACCAAAAGGGUGAUGAAUCAAACCCUAUUUCGAUUCAACAGGACGGCUCAAAUCUCCCCCAAGGUGGUUCCAACGAUGGGGCUUAUUGGCUGGACCUUCCUGUCGAUGAAACUGAAAAAGAGAGAGUCAAGAAAGGAGAUUUACAGAGCUCUCAGGCUUAUUUGCAUGUAAAGCCUAUGCUUGGUGCGACAUUCACCGACCUAGUUCUGUGGAUUUUCUACCCAUUUAAUGGACCAUCCACUGCAAAACUUGGAUUAAUCGACAUUCCGUUAAGCCCGAUCGGAGAACACAUCGGAGAUUGGGAACAUUUGACAUUAAGGGUAAGUAAUUUCAAUGGUGUUUUGAGCAGUGUUUACUUUUCAGAACACAGUGGAGGGACAUGGGUUGAAACUCCAUUGCUUGAGUUUCAAAAUGGUAAUAAACCAGUAGCCUAUUCAGCUUUGAAUGGCCAUUCAAAUUAUGCAAAACCAGGCCUUGUACUACAAGGAAGUGCUGAGAUUGGGAUAAGGAAUGCCACUGAAAAGAGUGAUAAGGCUAUGGACAGUGGGGAGAGGUGUUUGGUGGUCUCAGCUGAGUUUGUUUCAUCCAUUGUUGAGCCACCAUGGCUGAACUAUGCUAGAAAGUGGGGUCCAAACAUUACUUAUAAGCUUGGGGUUGAGGUUGAGAAGGUGGAAAAUUUAUUGAGUGGGGACUUGAAAUCUUUGUUUGAGAGUGUGUUGAAUGUUCUUCCUGAUGAAGUUUAUGGGGAAGAAGGUCCUACUGGGCCCAAGGUGAAAAAUAGUUGGAGUGGUGAUGAAGCCUAGAAGAAGAUGUGAGGCUCUAUUCUUGUGGAUAAGCACUCCACUUUUAAAGUCGAGGUCUCAGAUUCGAAACUCUUCCUACCCCUGUAUCAAUACUGUUCGAACAUUAGAUGAAACCAUGAAGGAGUGUUAAUGCGUACAGUAGAACUGUUGGAGGCAUGGGCUUGGAAGCAUUCAUCAGUCACGCAUACAUUUUAGAGUCCUAUAUUUUCAUUUGUUUGUUAGUUAGGCUAUGUAAAUUAUUUUACUCAAGUAGUUCAGAUUGAAAUCUCAUUCAUUCAUCAUUUACUUUAUAUAUUGUGUAUUUAGAAACUAUGACUUGAGAAUAUGUAUGACAAUAUGAGAAUAGACAAC